CCUCAGUGAGACUCCUGGACUUCCAGAGGACCUGACACCAGAGGUCUUUCUGGUUCAAAAUCUUCAGGAUGAAGUAGGGAAGACUGAUUUUCAUUUUCCAGGCUCUCUGACCUUGACUUUGAGUGGUCCCAGUACCAUGAUGGGCAUCCUGGGGAAAUCUCUACUACAGUAUCACUACAAAGAGAAAUUCAAGACUUUUAACAAAUUUUGGUGCAGACAACCAUGCUUGCCAUUUUUGAAUCAGAUUGUGGAGACCACAGGAUUUGAGCAAGAGGUGAAAAGUAGCCGAGUAUCUAUCAUAGACUACCCUGGGAAUCUCACCUUCACUGUGACCUUGGAGAACCUCACAGUAGAGGAUGCAGGAAAAUACUGGUGUGGGAUUACAACAAUCCUGAGGCAAGAUGUGUCCACCACAGUCUUCAGUAUAGAGAGCUGUACAGGGACACCUGGAUCUCCCAGAACCAAGUCCAGCACAGGGUCCCUGUUCAGCAAUGUCGACUUCCUGCUUCUCCUGUUCCUAAAGGUGCCCAUAUUUCUGGCUAUGCUUGGUGUUGUGCUCUGGGUAAACAGGCCUCACAGGGCUCCUGUUGGGGAGGCAGUGUCAGCCUGA
Messenger RNA from Castor canadensis (American beaver), 610 nucleotides. RefSeq names its product protein CD300H-like. NCBI's taxonomy places the organism in Eukaryota, Metazoa, Chordata, Mammalia, Rodentia, Castoridae. Gene Ontology annotation, molecular function: transmembrane signaling receptor activity. Gene Ontology annotation, cellular component: plasma membrane. The record is from RefSeq and is a predicted model, not a curated record.